AUGUCCAUCAACGAACAGGCCCUCGGAAAGAUCGUUCACGAUCUCCAGACAAAGCUGCAGGAAGCCACCCGUAUGGUGGCCUCGGUCCAGGCACAGAUUCAGACAAGGGACAGGGAAAAGCGUCUUUCCGAACUCACCAAUAAGGAACUCUCCGCAUUGGCACCAGAUACCAUCACCUACAAGUCUGUCGGCAAGAUGUUUAUCCAGGAACCAUUGACGGAUCUGACAAAAGAACUGUCAGAACGGGCUUCGGAAAUGGAGAAGGAUAUGGCCGCAUUGGAUAAGAAGCGGGUCUAUUGGGAACGCAACAAGACAGAGGCCCAGGGCAACCUCCAGGAACUGAUCAGGCAGAUCCAACAAGCCCAGGGAGCAUAA
Gamsiella multidivaricata is the source of this 375-nucleotide messenger RNA. RefSeq names its product Prefoldin. The record is from RefSeq and is a predicted model, not a curated record. Gene Ontology annotation, molecular function: protein folding chaperone. Bases 1 to 375 code for a protein of 124 amino acids. Lineage: Eukaryota; Fungi; Mortierellomycota; Mortierellomycetes; Mortierellales; Mortierellaceae. Gene Ontology annotation, cellular component: prefoldin complex; cytoplasm. Gene Ontology annotation, biological process: protein folding. The transcript has 3 exons.